GUUUUUUGCGUUUUAAGUCCAGAGUUCAGUCUCGCCUUCUCUCUCCACUCCUUAACCUUCGUCCCUUGUUGGUUCUCAGAUUUCUCUCUUUGAAAUCGGGGGCAAUGUCAGACAGCGAGAAGUCAAUUCGUUGGGGAUCUUUACCUGAUGAGAUUCUUACCCAUAUUUUCACUUUCCUACCUAUCAAAUCCAUUAUCAUCUGUACCUCUGUCUCCAAAACCUGGAAAUCCCUAAUCCAAAACCCUACUUUCAUUCCCACCCAUCUCCGCCACUCCCACAACAAAAACCAAAACCUCUUCCUCCUCUUAAGCCUCUCACGGAAUGACAAACAAGUCUACACAUUGCAUAAAGAAGACGAUCCUGAUUUCAUUGUAUACACCAGCUUUGAAUCCCCUUUCCAUGCUCCUCAGCACGGAACAUACAAUGCCCGCGGUACUUGUAACGGCCUGAUAUGCCUCUCCUAUAGUUUUCCCAAUCACGCUAAGGGAAUCAUUCUCUGGAACCCUUGCGUGAGAAAGUUUCUCCAACUUCCUUAUCCCAAUGUCACCGUCGACACACAUGGUGCGUCCUGCACGUCUUUUGGGUUUGGAUUUGAUCCAAAAACUAACGAUUAUAAAGUGGUCAGGAUUCUCUCCCUAUUGGGUAGUCCUUCGGACUUUGUAAAGUCUCGACCCGUGGUCGAAGUCUACUCACUCUCCACUGGUGAAUGGAGAAUGCUUAGUGCUUCUGCUUCUCUGCCUCCUAUGUGCGCUAUAAUUAGUUCUGUGCCACCGGCAUUUGCCAAUGGGGCACUGCAUUGGAUUGCUUUCACUAAUGAUAACAAACCGUUUGCUUUGGUGUUCGAUUUGGGGGACGAGGUCUUCCGCCAAAUUCUGCUGCCGGAACUUCCAGGGCAGAUGAUCUGGACUCGUCUUUCUGUAUAUGGAAAUUCCAUUGCUGGGUUUCAAAUAACGGUAGGGAUUGAUCAGAUGCCUCAGAUCAAUAUAUGGGUGAUGAAAGAGUAUGGUGUUGCAUCGUCAUGGACACCAUUUUUUACUGCUGAUUUUAAUUUCGGAGAGGCCUUUGUAAGGCCAAUAGGUUUUAGGAGGAAUGGGGAUGCUUUAUUCGUAUUUGGUGAAGGAAAACUUGUCUCUUGGAAUCCUGAGAGCAAAGAGUUUAAGUAUCUUAGGAUGAUUGGAGGUCACGGUACUUUUAUUGAUUCUUACAUUGAGAGUCUAGUUUUCCUUGACAAGGCCGCCAACGUUGCAGUUACAUACUAACGAAAGUAGAACUGGAUAAUAGCAACUUCGGAGUUUGGAGGGAGAAUAGAAAAUAGAGCAACUUUGGGAAGCGGAAUUGCCUCAUUGCUUUAAGCUUCUUCUUAAAGGGUUUAAAAUUCAAAUUGAAAGUACAUGAGCUGUCUUUCAUUUAAGCUCAAAGUUCAGGAGCCGCAAUCAUGCUUUAUGCCCCCCCAUUCUUGUAAACACUCUCAUGAAGCUCUCUAGCCCUCUAUCAUAUUCUAUCCAAACAUGAUAUAUUAUAGUUGCUUAAGCCAUUCUAUUUUAGCUACUUUUUUUU
Messenger RNA from Quercus lobata, 1557 nucleotides. RefSeq names its product F-box protein CPR1-like. Bases 105 to 1259 code for a protein of 384 amino acids. Gene Ontology annotation, molecular function: protein binding. The transcript has 2 exons. NCBI's taxonomy places the organism in Eukaryota, Viridiplantae, Streptophyta, Magnoliopsida, Fagales, Fagaceae. The record is from RefSeq and is a predicted model, not a curated record.